Rotaria sp. Silwood2 is the source of this 684-nucleotide messenger RNA. The record is from the annotation of a GenBank genome assembly. NCBI's taxonomy places the organism in Eukaryota, Metazoa, Rotifera, Eurotatoria, Philodinida, Philodinidae.
AUGGAGAGUAUUAAAAUUCCUCCAUCGACAUUUAAUUUUCCUGUGUUUACUGGUGAUACAAUACCUAAUCAAGAACUUGGUCCCACUCGUGAUCAUACGAUGAAUUCAUCAUCUGGUGGCUUUCUCUAUUGGAAUCGAACAAUACCAUACACAUCAUAUAAUAUGGGUAUGCUAUACUUAUCAAAAACAAUUGAAUUCAAUUUUGGUAUGUGUAUUAAAUUUUCUUAUUAUGUGAAAUCAUGGGCAUAUAAUAAGAACAGGACAAGUAUAGCUAUGAAUCCUGUUGGAUGUCGUUCUGAUUCAUGGUUUCGAAUGUUAGAUAAUAGUGAUGGUUGGCAAACAGUUGUCGUACCUGCAUCAAACAUUGUUUGUGCAGCAACAGUUGAAUUUGAUGUCAAUCAGCGAGACUCUAUGUCAGUAUCUAUUGCAUUUGAUGAUAUCGAAAUUGAUCAAUGUAAUUCUAUCAUGCCAUCUACUACAACAAGUACAACAAGUACAACUUCUCAAAUCAUAACAAAAAGUACUCGUUCUAGUAUUAGUUCGACAAAAGGAACGUCAACAAUACCGACAUCAACUUCAGCCAGUACAACUCGAAAUAAUUCUCAUCAACAGGUUUAUUUUGAAAGAUACAAUUUAAUCAUUUUCUAUCUUUUUUAUCAAAUUAUUCGACAAUUGAUUUUCUAA